GUUGAAAGAUAACACCGGAAGCACUUGCGGCUAGUCCAGGUAGUUAGCUCCUGUUAGCUCGCAGACCCGCAGAGAAGAUGGCGGCGCUACGAGUCGCGGUGCUAUCGGGGAGUGGGAGAGCUCUCCUCAGUACACCAAAACUUAUCAAGACCCCAAAGGCCAACAUGUCCUUCGCCAGCCUGCCGCGGAACAAGAAAGUUGCCCUGACGACACUAGGUGUGCUGACAGCUGGCGGGGCAGGACUCGCUCUCGCUCUGCACCAAGCUGUCAAAGCCUCCGACCUUGAGCUCCACCCCCCUCAGUACCCAUGGAGCCACUCUGGACCUCUGUCCUCCCUAGACCAUGCAAGUGUUCGUCGUGGUUACCAGGUAUACAAACAAGUGUGUGCUGCCUGCCACAGCAUGGAGUACCUGGCUUUCAGAAACCUGGUGGGAGUUUCACACACCGAGGCUGAAGUCAAGGCCCUUGCUGAAGAGGUUGAGGUAGUGGACGGUCCUGACGAGUCAGGAGAGAUGUUCACUCGACCAGGAAAGUUGUCUGACUACUUCCCCAAGCCCUACUCCAACCCUGAGGCAGCCAGGGCCGCCAAUAACGGAGCCCUGCCUCCAGACCUCAGCUACAUUGUCAAUGCCAGACAUGGAGGAGAGGACUAUGUGUUCAGUCUGCUGACAGGAUACUGUGAGCCACCUGGAGGAGUUUCUGUGAGAGAGGGACUCUACUACAACCCUUACUUCCCUGGGCAAGCCAUCGCCAUGGCCCCUCCCAUCUACAAUGAGGUCCUGGAGUAUGACGACGGAACUCCUGCCACCAUGAGCCAGGUUGCAAAGGAUGUGUGUACCUUCCUGAGGUGGGCAGCCGAGCCAGAGCACGACCAGCGCAAACGCAUGGGACUAAAGCUGCUGUUGGGCUCAGCCAUCUUCGUCCCACUGGUCUACUACAUGAAGAGGCACAGGUGGACUGUGCUGAAGAGUAGGAAGAUUGCCUACAGGCCUCCAAAGUAAAACGAAUCAAACACACCCCAACCUGGGCCUAAAACCAACCAGAGAGGCUGCGUUCAAUGACCCCACAAUGUAUUACAGAGUAAACAGACACAACUGGUCAUCACACACAUGCCUUUCUGAGACAGGGUGGGAAACAGUGUAAACUGGUUAUUCCUGCAGAAAAUGCCUUUUAUUUUUGUUUCUGGCAUGAUAGAAGUGAUUGUGACAGAUUUUCCUGUAUCUGACAUGUUUUUGUGAGUGUUUGAUAGAGUUGUGGCUUUAUUGAACGCAGCUUCCACACGUUUCUAUUUGUUUGAUCUGCAUCUACUCAUUGCCGGUGCCAGGUCAUGUCUUGACAUCCUGUAUCAGAUACUUGAUCACCGGAAGAUGCUAGCCCUCAAACUUUGUAACAUCCUGGCAUCUCAGUCCCCCCUAUUGCUCCUCACGGAGCCACUUGGUCAAUCAAAUGCAACGUCCGAACCUUUGUUUUACUGUACAAAAUAAAUUAUCUGAAAGGAAACUGUGGGAAUUUGGUUUGUGUUGGUUUGGCUCCAGGCUUAGACAUAAUUAAACAAGCUCUCUUUGUAGAUUCUAUAUCUACACUUUGUCAUGUAAAUAUUUAAUAAACUGGCAAAAAUGUACAAACA
This is a messenger RNA of Betta splendens (Siamese fighting fish), 1627 nucleotides long. It is a transcript of the gene cyc1, whose product is annotated as cytochrome c1, heme protein, mitochondrial. The record is from RefSeq and is a predicted model, not a curated record. The coding region runs from base 78 to 1001 and encodes 307 amino acids. Gene Ontology annotation, biological process: mitochondrial electron transport, ubiquinol to cytochrome c. NCBI's taxonomy places the organism in Eukaryota, Metazoa, Chordata, Actinopteri, Anabantiformes, Osphronemidae. The transcript is spliced from 7 exons. Gene Ontology annotation, molecular function: electron transfer activity; heme binding.